AUGCAUACAAUUGUUGAUAAAAACACAAGAAGAGUGCAGAACAAGAAGCUGUACCUGGCCACGUUCGCUGCUGUUCUGGGACCGCUCAGCUUUGGCUUCGUGCUAGGCUAUAGCUCGCCUGUUAUUCCGGAGUUGAGGAGGAUCGGCGAUCCUAAAUUAAGAUUGGACAGCAGUCAGGCCUCGUGGUUUGGGUCAGUAGUAACAUUAGGAGCUGCUGCUGGAGGAAUACUAGGAGGCUAUCUUGUGGAUAAAGUUGGGAGAAAGCUGAGUCUAAUGCUGUGCUCAAUACCAUAUGUUUUUGGAUAUAUAAUUAUUAUAUCCGCUCAGAAUGUUUGGAUGCUUUAUUCUGGACGAAUGCUGACAGGCUUAGCCAGUGGAAUUACUUCACUUGUUGUUCCGGUGUAUAUAUCUGAAGUAUCUCAUCCUAAAGUCCGUGGUAUGCUUGGCUCUUGUGUUCAGUUGAUGGUGGUGACUGGCAUACUGGGAGCCUACGUUGCAGGAAUAACACUAAAAUGGCGCUGGCUGGCAGUGUUGUGUUCUUUUCCAUCCUGCAUAAUGCUAUUGUUCAUGUCCUUCAUGCCUGAAACACCGAGAUUUCUGCUGAAUCGGAACAAACGCUCAGAAGCCAUAGCUUCUUUGCGCUUUCUGCGGGGACCACAUGCGGACCAUGAAUGGGAAUGUAGGCAAAUUGAAGCUAGUGUUCAGGAGGAGGGACUGAAUCUCUCUGAAUUUAAGAACCCGUCAGUCUACAGGCCACUUCACAUUGGUGUGGCUCUAAUGUUCUUCCAGCAAGUGACAGGCAUUAAUGCCGUUAUGUUUUAUACAGAAACUAUCUUUGAAGAUGCAAACUUCAAGGACAGCAGGAUGGCUUCUGUCGUUGUGGGUUCCAUACAAGUAUGUUUCACUGCUGUGGCUGCACUUAUCAUAGAUAAAACUGGACGAAAAGUGCUGCUUUAUGUAUCUGGGAUAAUCAUGGCUCUCAGUACUGCAUUGUUUGGGCUUUACUUCAAAAUGGUCCUUCCAAAUCGAAGCAACUCAUCAAAUCCUGUAUGGUUCACUCUAAAUUCACCAUCCCCGGGAACAGAAAGCAGUAUAUCCUGGCUUGCAGUAGUGAGUCUCGGGCUCUUUGUUGCUGGUUUUGCCCUUGGCUGGGGUCCUGUUCCAUGGCUGGUGAUAUCUGAAAUUUUCCCACUUAAAGCUAGAGGUGUAUCAAGUGCUGCUUGUGUGUUAACAAACUGGCUUAUGGCGUUCUUGGUAACCAAAGAAUUUCAUGAUUUUAUAGGUUUCUUAACAUCCUAUGGCACAUUCUGGCUCUUCUCUGCCUUCUGCUGCCUCAAUGUAACUUUUACAGCCUUUUAUGUUCCUGAAACAAAAGGACAGACACUGGAACAAAUCGAGGCCUACUUCAGAAGAUCUUAAGCCUAAAGGAUUUUAUAUUGAUAUGAAACCUUCAUAUCAUGAAUUAUGGU
Messenger RNA from Opisthocomus hoazin, 1469 nucleotides. Lineage: Eukaryota; Metazoa; Chordata; Aves; Opisthocomiformes; Opisthocomidae. The record is from RefSeq and is a predicted model, not a curated record.